This is a messenger RNA of Haplochromis burtoni (Burton's mouthbrooder), 2362 nucleotides long. Its product is annotated as sodium/potassium-transporting ATPase subunit beta-3. Gene Ontology annotation, cellular component: sodium:potassium-exchanging ATPase complex. The record is from RefSeq and is a predicted model, not a curated record. Bases 133 to 1128 code for a protein of 331 amino acids. NCBI's taxonomy places the organism in Eukaryota, Metazoa, Chordata, Actinopteri, Cichliformes, Cichlidae. The transcript is spliced from 7 exons. Gene Ontology annotation, molecular function: ATPase activator activity. Gene Ontology annotation, biological process: intracellular sodium ion homeostasis; potassium ion import across plasma membrane; intracellular potassium ion homeostasis.
UGUGUGUGUGUGUGUGUGUGUGUGAUUGCGCGUGCGCGUACAGGGCUCCUCACGUAGAUCUGACGGAUCGGUUUAUCCCAGCUGUUAGUGUUUAGCCUUGAUUAGCCCAGAUCAGUUUAGUCCGGCAUCGGUAUGUCGUCCAGUCCGCAGGUCCAGACCCAGGAACCAAACCAGGAUCAGACCCAGGAACCGAACCAAGAUCAGAACCAGGAUAAUACGAAGGAGGAGGUGAAGGCGGAGGAGAAAGAAGAGAAAAAGGAGGAGAAACAGGAAAAGAAGGACGACAAGAAAGAAGCGAAUGAAGCGAAAAUGGAGAAGAAGAAGGAGGAGAAGCAGGAUUCCUGGAAGGAUUUCAUCUACAACCCGCGGACCGGGGAGUUUCUGGGCCGAACCGCUGGCAGCUGGGGUCUCAUCCUCCUCUUCUACCUCAUCUUUUAUGGUUUCCUGGGGGGAAUGUUUUCUCUCACCAUGUGGGUGAUGUUGCAGACGCUUGACGAAAAUGUGCCCCGACAUCAGGAUCGAGUGGCCAGUCCAGGUUUGGUGAUUCGUCCUCAUGCAGUUGAAAUUACUUUCAACCGCAGUGACCCAGAAAACUACAAACAUUACAUGCAACAGUUGCACAACCUCCUGCAAAGUUAUAAUGACAGUAUUCAGGAGCGUAAUGACUUGUGUAUGGUGGGCGAAUACACUACACAGGACAAUGAGCCGAUAAAGAAGGUUUGUCAGUUUAAACGAAGUACACUGCGUCAGUGUUCUGGUUUGCCUGACCCCAGCUUUGGGUUCAAGGAGGGGAAACCCUGCAUCAUAAUCAAGCUGAACCGGGUAAUCGGCCUGAAACCAGAAGGAGAUCCCUACAUCAACUGCACUGCCAAGAGAGCGACUUCCUUGCAGAUGCAGUACUUUCCGUCUGAGGGUCGUCUGGAUAAGAUGUUUUUUCCAUACUACGGGAAGAAGUCUCACCCUGACUACGUGCAACCGCUUGUUGCAGUCAAGUUAUUGUUCACAAAAGAAGACUAUAACAUCGAGCAGACGGUGGAGUGUAAAGUUGAGGGUUCUAACCUCCGCAAUGAUGAUGAGCGAGACAAAUUUCUGGGUCGCGUCACUUUUCGGGUCAAAGUGUCAGAGUAACCAGACAUGACAAUUGCCAUGAACACCACAAACUGGGUUUACACUGGCAAUUGGUCUCCAGUUCUGGAUACUUUUUAACAUGGACCUGAUCUUAUCUCUGUCUGUUCAGACUCUAAAGAAGUGAUCAAAUCUGGAGAAGUGGGAGAUUUCACUGGUUUUACUGCCUAUAUCUUUCAGACCUCCUGUUUCAGACAUAGUUAACCCCAACAGAUGUUUUAUUUGCUCCAGAUCUGCAUUUUAUUAAAGAGAAAACCAGAGUAACUGACUGUAGUAGAGUCUGUUCUGACAGCUGGAGCAGAUCAGGUCUGCUGUGGGGCGCAUGUAAGCCAGCGGCACAAUGAUGUGUUGUUUUUAAAUUUAUGUAUGUUAGUGAUGUAAUAAAACAGUAAUAUUAUACCUGCCAUGUCUGACAGAGGAGUGCAACACACUGAAAUGUAGUUUACAUGUGACCUGGUGGUUGGUAAUCAGAUUACCUACCAUCCAACCAGAUAAUGCAACAGGAACUGCCUUUGAAAUAUUCAUUGUACUGCAGUGAAGAACUGUGACUGUCAUUAAUUACGUCAAAUAAUGUUAGAUCCCAUUUCUUCUGCUUUGUGUUCUGAUGCAGUCUACAAAGAGCCCAUUUAGUUCCUGUUACCCACUGUAUUGAAAUUGGCUGCUGUUUAUCUAAAGGGUUCACAUAAGUUCAUUCCCAGGAAAUAGGACUGAGUGCCCAAAAGACCAAAUUUUGUUAAGAUACAAAAAAUACAGCAUUAAAUUUGACUGAAAUAAAAAACUUUUCUUCUUCAGUUUUUCACAGUUAAACAUGAAUAGAAAUAACACUGCCUGUCCUGCUGUCAUAAACAUGGCCAGAAGCUGUCACUGUUUUGUCAUAAAUCAUGUUUGCAGAAUUUCUUCAGAUUCUUUUUCAGUAUAAUUUAUUAGAUAUUUGUAAAAAGUUCUCCAGUGUUUAUUAAGCAUAGAAUUUUUUUUUUAGAAAUGUGAAUAAUGUGUAACUGUAAUAACUAGUGUUUUGGGACUAUAGAAACAGAUGAAACCAGCAGAGCUUUUCACCUUCAUCACAUGUCAUUGUUUAUAUAUAUAUAUAUAUAUAUAUAUAUACCAUUUUUUACAAAAUAUUCUGAACAAAAGGCACCACUUGAACGUUGUAAAACCAUGUUUGUUUCUGGAUGAUCAAAAACAGGAAACCUAAUGACACAUACACUGCUGGAAAUAAAACGAAGCUCUAACACUU